AUGGAAAAUAAAAUUAACCAGCAGGGUCCAAGUCAGAAAGUUAUUAAUCAGAAAUUGAACAAUACAGAUGAGAAGUAUUCCUCUCCAAUAGUGGACAUGCAAAAAUCUUUACAAAAAGGGCCAAGAAGGUUUGUGGGAAGCAGCCACAAAGCAGGCUGGAUGAACUCACUCAAGAAACAUCAAGAAGACUACAAAGCGCAGAUAGGGGAAGUCUUUGGAGACAAGAAGAAGUUGAGCUUGUCUAAACUAGACCAACACCAUGAAAAUAAGAGGAAGAUCAACCUUCAAAAGUUCUAUAAACAGAUGCUCGAUAAGCAAGUUGAGCUAAAGAAAAGCAGAGAAGUAGAGAAACGAGCAAAGGAGAUAAGAGAGGAUAUCUUCACAGCAAGCUUGGGCAAUUCUAUGACAAAAGGGUUAGAUAUCGACUCGAAGUUUCAAAAGUUUGGAAAUCCCAUGGAAUAUGAUGGAAUAUGUGCUUAUAAUAACAAAACUAUUGACUGCUUGCCUCACGAAUGGAACGAGCCAGGGAUGAGGUAUCUGAGAAAAUCAAUGAGUUCAACUAAUAAGGGAGCAAAAUUUAUGAAAGAUCCCCAAGUUAGUGGAUCAUACCUGAAAAGAAGUGUUGAUAAUUCAUUAACAAGGUAUAAUGACGCUCCAGUUGGAUACAGAAAGCAAACAUUAGACAAGAAUCAGGGUAAAAGAUCAAUGCUAGAGCCCUUACUUAAUUGAGAUACCAGGAGGAAGAUCAGGAAGCAGAUGGUUCAGAGUUACAAAAUUGAACUUGACAAGCAGAGAGCUCGUAAGCAGGUAAAGCCCCAAGAUCUGCUCGAUACUUAUGAGUACGAUGAAACUAUGGCAGUUGCAGAGCAAAGGUCUCAGGCUUAUCCUAUUAACCAGAAUGGGGCAUUUGUUAGAGAUUCUGAGUAUGAUAAGCAAAUCACAAAGUUUAUCGAGCGAGAUAUGGCAAUAGAUAAUUAUUACAAGAAAGAAAUGUUUGAUGAGGAUGUCUUUAAGAGAAGAGAUCUCAGGUCUAAAAUAAAAAAGCUAACUAGUAAUUAUGCAAACCAGCAGAGGAAUUUAUCAGGGAUGAGAAAUUCCAACAGCCAAAAGCAUCGCCUCGGAAAUGCUAGUAGGACUCCUCAGGUUCAGAAUGAAUUAACUCAUAAAAAUCCAUAUCAAAAUCCUGGAGAUUUAAAAACUAGAGAAAAGGGAUUUCAUAAGCAAAAUUCUAAAGAAGCUUAUGAUAUAAAAGAAGGAGCAAAUCAUAUGAGGUCAAAUAUGGGGUCAAGAGAUGAAAGAUUGAAAGUUCCUAAAUCUAUUAGUCAGAAGGCUCCUCAUCAUCCUCCAAGUUCUAUCUCCUAUCCAAUAAAUGAGCCAGUACCAGCUACAGUUGGAAGAUACAUGGAAAAUGAAGGUUCAAAGAGGAAAAGGCUAUUACAAGCAUCGAACCAGAUAAAUACUGGGAACCCAUUCGCCAAGCUCCAGUUACCUGCCCAAGAGGCAUAUAUCGCUAAACAUUUAGGAAUGUUUAAGCCUUAUUAAGGGUUCAAUCA
Molecule: messenger RNA, 1553 nt
Organism: Moneuplotes crassus
Lineage: Eukaryota; Ciliophora; Spirotrichea; Euplotida; Euplotidae
Source: the annotation of a GenBank genome assembly